Molecule: messenger RNA, 4027 nt
Organism: Mercenaria mercenaria
Lineage: Eukaryota; Metazoa; Mollusca; Bivalvia; Venerida; Veneridae
Exons: 2
Coding region: 1052-3019 (655 amino acids)
Source: RefSeq, a predicted model, not a curated record
CCGACUGCUUGUUUAUUCCGCCGGGAACAGCUGUGUGACUACUACCACCGUCGUGAACGCCGCCGUGCCGACAUUUUCCGUGUGACUGCACGGUACUAUCGAUUAGAGGAUAAUAGCCUGAAACAGUGAAAGGGAAUAGGUUGGGAAUCCAGUAUAGCAGUAUACCACGGCGUAAUAAUAUACUAGUACCACGGCAUAGCAGUAUAUAUACCUCGGCAUAGCAGUAUAUAUACCACGGCAUAGCAGUAUAUAUACCACGGCAUAGCAGUAUACCUCGGCAUAGCAGUAUAUAUACCACGGCAUAGCAGUAUACCACGGCAUAGCAGUAUAUAUACCACGGCAUAGCAGUAUAUAUACCACGGCAUAGCAGUAUAUAUACCACGGCAUAGCAGUAUAUAUACCACGGCAUAGCAGUAUAUAUACCUCGGCAUAGCAGUAUAUAUACCACGGCAUAGCAGUAUAUAUACCACGGCAUAGCAGUAUAUAUACCUCGGCAUAGCAGUAUAUAUACCACGGCAUAGCAGUAUAUAUACCACGGCAUAGCAGUAUACCACGGCAUAGCAGUAUACCACGGCGUAAUAAUUUACUAGUACCACGGCAUAGCAGUAUAUAUACCUCGGAAUAACAGUAUAUAUACCACGGCAUAGCAGUAUAUAUACCACGGCAUAGCAGUAUAUAUACCACGGCAUAGCAGUAAAGAAUACAACGGCACAGUAUACCACUGCAUAACAAUAUACAACGACAUAGAAGUAUACCACGACGAGACAGCAAACGUUUGCAAGGACACAGAGCGGGCACUAUCAUGUUAAACAAGCAUCACUUAUCAGCGAGGUCGUUAUCACUGUCUUUUUCUAGUAAAAAAACUGUUUUCUGCAAAUGACCAGAAAGUUUCAACAAAUAUAAUGAUCUGAAACAGGCCAGUUACCAGAUUGACCUGCCACUAGCGACAAAUCCAGCUAUACCAAAUAAUGUAUAUGUGAUCUGGUAAUAUCCCGUGCAAGAUAUCAAGAUAUUUGAAAAAUACUAUUCAUAAUACAGUCUGAUUGCGACAAUGAAAGAACACUUAACGUAUUGUAAACAAUGUUUUCUACUGGCAACAUUGAGACGAAAAUAUGUGUUGCUUGCCCUUCUGUUAGCAAUACCAGCAAUUGUGUAUCUGUACAAUCCCACUAUCACGAUUCAAUACUCGGCUAAAACUCAUGGAAGACCAUGUAAACUUCAUGAACUAGACCCAUGGGACAAAACUCUAACUCAAUAUCUCAAAAAUCCUCAACCAAUCCAAUGCGCGUCGAAAUUUUCUUUACUCUUUGUUGACGAGAAAGGAUAUUUGCAGUACAACAAAUCCGCCAUGUUGGAAUAUUCUCUGACGUCACUGAAAUGUGUGUACCAUCUGAUUCAUCGUGUUGACGGAGAUAAUGAAAUUCGCUUGGACGAUGGAAUUCCAUUUGAACCUCCAGUGUUCGUUAAUAAUAGGCUUUUUCGCGUCUUGUGUAGGAAUGAAGAAUCUGAAACCGUGUAUGACUUUGUCCACCUUAAUGUUAUGUGGAAUGAUUCACAAGAAAAACAACAGAAAAUAGGCUACGAGUCGGACAGUGAACUUAGCAUUCUGUAUUUCGGAUUGGACUCAGCUUCACGGUCACAUGCGCUGAGAAAGCUUCCAAAAUCUUAUAAAUAUCUGAAAGAAACUCUACGUGCUUACGAUUUUCGUGGUUAUAUGAAAGUUGGACUGAACUCGUUUCCAAAUAUCAUUCCUCUAUUAACCGGAGAAGAACACUACAAAUAUCAUAUGGAAAAUAUUCUCAGAGUUUAUCUAGACGAAAUGCCUUUUAUAUGGAAAGAACCGCCAAUAGAAAACUACGCUACAUUUCACUCUGAAGAUCGCCCUGAUAUAUCAACAAUGAACUAUCUAAAAUCUGGUUUCAAAAAGGCGCCAGUUGAUUAUUAUUUUAGACCCUUUGGUUUAGCUAUGAGUCAGAUUAAUCCGGUUAUAAUGGAACCGUUAGGAGAGUCCACCUGGUACUGUUACGGAAAUAAGGAUCAUUUCUUAUUACAAAUAGAUUAUCUCAAAAGAUAUCUUACAAAAUACAGCAAACGUUUAAAAUUUUCAUUUCUCUGGAACAAUCAAAUUGGCCACGAGAAUUUUAUAUCCCUGGGUCGCGGUGAUCAGCCGUUGUACGAAUUUCUGCAAUGGAUGAAGUCAAAUGGUCAUUUAGAAAGGUCAGUCCUUAUUGUUGGAAGUGACCAUGGAUUUAGGUUAGGAGGAGCUAGCACGACAUACGUAGGCAGAAUAGAGAAUAACAUGCCUUUUCUUAUGGUGUACAUACCCGAAAAACUCAAGCUGAAGUACCCAUGGCUGCAAAGGAACUUGGAAUACAAUACGAAAAAACUGACAUCGCCGUUUGAUGUCCAUGCAACUAUGCUGGAUGUGAUAAACGGAAGAUUCAGGGAAACGUUCUCAGAAAAUGUUUACAAUUCGAGAACUAGUCGCAGUUUAUUUUCGAAAAUACCAAAAGGUCGCACAUGCGCAGACGCUGGUAUACCUGCUCAAUAUUGUACAUGUUAUGAUUCAACUUCAGUUAGUAUUUCUCAUCCAGUGGUUGUAAACUUAGCAAAGUUUGGUGUCCAACACUUAAACUCAAUGUUGCAAAAAUAUCACAAUAUUUGCCGGGAACUGACACUGCAUAAUAUAACCGAAGCUAAGGUUAUGUAUAUAGCCGAAGGUGAUAGUGACAAUUCUCAUAUAGAUAGAAAGCCGGGAUUUUUCAAACGGCUGCUCGGCAACACAGAAACUGACGAAAGUGGUCGGUAUGUUAUAAUGUUGUAUACAAAACCAAACAAUGGACUGAUAGAAAUAAUGAUUGAUUAUCAGAAACAUGCCGCCGACGGGUUUGAAAACAAGAUGGCGGUGAUAGGUGAUCCUGUAAGAAUCAACAUUUAUGGGAACCAGUCGCAUUGUAUAAAUGACUCGGUAUUAAGACAAUAUUGUUUGUGUUUUGACGUCGAUAUUUCGCACUUGUGAUUUAACAAACUCGGUUGAUCUGAAGUGUUGUACACUGUCUAGAUACUUGCCUUAACACAAUCAUAAUGAACAUUUUUUGAGAGUGACUUUAGUUAAUACAAAGUAGUACCUUACCGAAUCGAAGUUUUCAAACUUAGACUUGUACCAAAAAUGGCGAGUUUAUAUUUUUCCGCAAUUUAACUUUAUAAUGCAUUUGAGCCGCGCCAUGAGAAAACCAACAUAGUGGCUUUGCGACUAGCUGGAUCCAGACCAGUCUGCGCAUUCGCGCAGUCUGGUCAGGAUCUAUGCUGUUCGCUAACAGUUUCUCUAAUUGCAAUAGUCUUUCAAAGCGAACAGCAUGGAUCCUGACCAGACUGUGCGGAUGCAAAAAUUUACAUUUUUGUAUACUGCUUAACUUCUGCAAAGGCUUUUUGUACUUUUGUGAGCAAUACUUUUGAACUGUUUUAUAGUAUGUGAACGUCAGAAGGGCUUUUGACAUAUUAGAACUACAUCACAACAUUGCAUACUCGACUCCUACAGGUUCCAUCUGAUUAAAAUGAAAUUUGGUGUACUUCAUCAAUAUGUAGUGGACAAGUGAAUAUCAUCGGGGCUUCCAUUUCUAACUUUCGUUCUAGAGUUACUGCGCUUUUUGAAUUUCGAAACAGUACAAUUAAAUCAGAAUAUUGUGUACUCAACUUCUACAGUUUUCGUCCAAUUGAAAUGAAACUUCGUAUAUUUUCAUCUAGUCUACUGAGUAUGUAAAGAACAUGACUGUAUUAUAUUUAUUUGCAAUAGUCAUUUAUUUUGUAAUAUCAUUCUUUUACUUUUUGAUAUAACUGAUUUGUUAUGUUCAGAUAGAUACUGCUUUUGAGGUGUUCAAUAUCUAAUUUUUUUAUUGACCUACCUCUCUUGAACUUUGAUAAAGUGUGCUAUUUUCUUACUAUAGUGUGGAAUAUUACAAGCAUUAUUGAUAUUUUCGUAUUAUUUACAAGCUUAUUGCUAUAAAUAAAUUAUUAAUAAGCUGUUCAA